Messenger RNA from Dioscorea cayenensis subsp. rotundata (Guinea yam), 1910 nucleotides. Its product is annotated as ent-kaurenoic acid oxidase-like. Gene Ontology annotation, molecular function: heme binding; iron ion binding; ent-kaurenoic acid monooxygenase activity. Bases 67 to 1620 code for a protein of 517 amino acids. The record is from RefSeq and is a predicted model, not a curated record. Gene Ontology annotation, biological process: sterol metabolic process; multicellular organism development; brassinosteroid homeostasis. NCBI's taxonomy places the organism in Eukaryota, Viridiplantae, Streptophyta, Magnoliopsida, Dioscoreales, Dioscoreaceae. Gene Ontology annotation, cellular component: endoplasmic reticulum. The transcript has 6 exons.
UUUCAUAUAUAUAUAUAUAUAUAUAUAUACAGCCUCAUCUAAAGAAGAUACAGAGACAAAUAUAUCAUGACAGAGCUGUGGGGCUUUCUCAUGGCUAUGGAGGUGGUGGUGGUGGUGGUGGUGGUGGUGCUAAUGCUAUUGCUGUUUUUUGGGAAGAUGAUGCAUGAAUGGUGGCAUGAAAGCAAGCUCGGUCCUCACCGUCGCCGGAGUCUUCCACCGGGUGACAUGGGUUUCCCUUUCAUUGGCAACAUGUGGUCUUUCCUCCAUGCUUUCAAGUCUCACCACCCUGACUCCUUCAUUGCUUCCUUUGUUUCAAGAUUUGAUAGGAUUGGAAUUUACAAGGCGUUUAUGUUUGGAAGUCCGACGAUACUCGUUACGACACCAGAGAUUUGCAAGAUUGUUCUUAUGGAUGAUGAGAGGUUCAUUCCUGGCUGGCCAAAGUCGACUUGUGAACUCAUUGGUAAAAGAUCUUUUGUAGGAAUUAUUCAUGAAGAACAUAAACGGUUACGUCGGUUGACAUCGAAACCGAUCAAUGGUCAUGAAGCUCUGUCUAGUUAUCUCAAGUUCAUUGAGGAGACUGUGAUUUCUACUUUGGAUCAAUGGUCUUCAAUGGGGCAAAUUCAGUUCCUAACUGAGCUGAGAAAACUAACUUUCAAGAUCAUCAUGCAUAUAUUUGUAAGUUCAGAGAGUGAAUCUAUGAUGGAAGCAAUGGAAAGGGUAUACACUGAUCUGAAUUAUGGUAUGAGAGCCAUGGCUAUCAAUCUCCCUGGUUUUGCUUAUCAUAGAGCACUGAAGGCAAGAAAGAAGCUGGUUGCGGUACUAAAAUCGAUCAUUGAAAAGAGAAGAGGUAAACAAGAUUCAGAGAAAAAGGACAUGAUGGAUGCUUUAAUGGAAGUUGAAGAUGAGAACCGGAAAAAGCUAGAUGACGAAGAGAUUAUUGACAUUUUGAUCAUGUAUCUCAAUGCUGGUCAUGAAUCAUCAGGCCAUAUCACAAUGUGGGCAACUGUUUUCCUACAAGAACAUCAAGAAUACUUGCAAAUAGCCAAGUUAGAACAAGAACAGAUAAGAAAGAACAUUCCUCAAACGCAACAGGGAUUAACACUCAAAGAGUAUCGACAAAUGGAAUAUCUUUCAAAAGUUAUUGAUGAAACCUUGCGCAUAGUUAAUAUCUCAUUCGUGGCUUUUCGGCAAGCAACAACUGAUGUUAUGAUUCAAGAUUAUAUCAUACCAAAGGAUUGGAAAGUUCAGCUAUGGUACCGAAAUGUCCAUAUGGAUCCUGAAGUUUAUCCAGAUCCUAAAGCAUUUAAGCCGUCUAGAUGGAAUGUAUGUUAUGCAACAACUUCUAGUUUUAAUAGUUUGUCAUGUUCAUCGGAGUCUAUGAAUUAUUUUCAGGGACUUGCACCGAAAGCGGGAACAUUCCUUCCCUUUGGAGGAGGAAGCAGGCUAUGCCCAGGAAAUGAUCUAGCAAAACUAGAAAUUUCAAUUUUUCUGCAUUACUUUCUUCUCGAUUACAAGUUAGAGAGACUAAAUCCGCAAUGUCCUGUGAGAUACUUGCCUCAUCCUCGACCGACCGAUAACUGCCUUGCUAAGAUCACAAAGUUCUCCUCAAUAUCCAUGUAAAGAGCAUAAAUCAACAGCAGAGAAGUCGCGUCUAGAGUCAAGAAAUUUCCGCUUAAAAGGAAACAAAAGAUAUAGUAAAAAAAAGGCAUGUCAUUGAUCAAUUGUUCAAUUCUUGCAAAAAUGUCCAACAUGUUUGUUUGUCUAUUGCAUUAGAUUUCUGAAUUCCAAAUCAAGACAAUGCUUUGCAUAAAGGAAACAAUAUAAGAUUGGGAUUGCAUGAAAAUACUGAUGCUGUUGUUCAUCAUACAUACAAGAAAAUUCUACUAUUCAAAGUGUAAAAGAAAACAGAG